Molecule: messenger RNA, 1737 nt
Organism: Apiotrichum porosum
Lineage: Eukaryota; Fungi; Basidiomycota; Tremellomycetes; Trichosporonales; Trichosporonaceae
Exons: 10
Coding region: 1-1737 (578 amino acids)
Source: RefSeq, a predicted model, not a curated record
AUGGCCCUCACCAUCAACCUGGACGCUCUCCACAGCGGCGCCGUCUUCCUCCAGACGCAGAUUGUUGACAAGCUGUUUCGGCAAGCAGAUUACGUAGAGUGUGUCAACACCGCCCAACGCCACCGCGUCCUCCUCACGCUCGACAUUGAGUGGCUACAGGAGAAUUGGCAGACAAAGCUUGCCGACAACUUUGAGCAAGUCGAGAAUGACGACCUCGCCGACUUCGCGGAUGCGGCCGCGGCCCAAUCGCCGGACCACUGGUCCGAGACUGAGCAGGAGGUAAGUGCAUCCAGGCUCACCCCUAUGAGCAGCAAGAUUGUGUGGGGGUUGUUGGUUGUUGGUGCUUGCAGACUGUUGGCGGCUGACACGGUUACAGAAACCGGCGUACGAGGGGAAGGGCAAGGGCAAGCCCCUCUUCCAAGGUCCUCUUCCAAGGUCGCAAAGGUCGCAUUACCGAAGCAGAGUAAUGACCACGAAGGAUCGACAGGAUCGACCCACAGGCUCUCCCCCGAGGCCGUCGCCUCCCUUAUCAACGGAAGCGAUGACCUUAUCAACCUCUGGCACACCACCUACCACAUUCCGGCUGUGAUUGCCUCCCCACCCAUCGUGGCCAACUUGCCGCUAAUCGACAACAUGGCCACUCCUACGAUCCCUCCGGCCGUGCUGUGCACCCUGAAGACCCGCUUCCUAUUUACAAAAGUCAUGACCAAGGAGGGCAUGAAGGUCCUCGCCGCAGAUAAACCCCCAACGCUCGACACGCUGGACUUGCUGCCCUGCACGUCCGAAUUCCCUGGCACGGUUUUUGCGUGCUACGCCAAGUGGGCCCUAAUCGAGACCGCCGACGGUCCCGCGCUCAUCCUGUAUGGCGGUUCCGCCACAGGUGCAGGCGGUGUGGUGGAGCGCAAGCGGCAGCACUGGGUCAACCUCCUUAUGGACCUCAUCCCAUGGGUGCACAAUAUGGAAGUCGGGCUGACAGACAGCGGAGACCGCUUCAUUGAGCUGGUGUCCCACCAGGACGUCAUCUCGUGGCAGAUGGAUAUCGGCGUCCUGCUCGCGUAUGGUGUAGCCAAGCACUCCGCCACAGACAAGGGCCUCGGCUGUCGACUGGGUUUUCUCCUUUUCGAGGCAGGCCGUUUAUGGGACGAGGAGGCGUCCUUGUACGAGCCGUGCAACAAAAAUUGUCCCACCGUUCAGCCUUUCCGCACCAAGGUUGCCAAGCGCAUCACCGGUACCGACGUGACCGCGACGCGCAACGCUCAAACGGGACCUGUCACAAGCGCCAUCCUCGCAGCGUGUGUUGCAGGCUCCGAGAGCUACUACAAGCGUCGCAGGUCGCAGAUGACCCAGAGCGACAUUGAGGAGAAGAACGCUGAGCGUAGGGUCAAAGACCAAAAGAAGCGCGAGGCGCAGCUCGGUACGUCUAUUGCUUACAUUGGUGUUGUUGACAAAUUCGUAGCAUGGUUGGCCGAACACCCGGAUCCCGAAGUCGUCAAGGCCGCUGCUGCUCGAGCCAAGGAGCUCGCCGGGGCCCAGGCAAUGAUCCCAACCUUCCUCAAGGACAAUGCGGCCCUGAAGCUCAAAGCACGCUCAGCUCAUCAGUGGCGUGCUCAGGUAUUGUCAAGAGUACACGAGAGGGGCAGUCCAUUGACAGCAAAGUCUCAGGUCCCUCGUCUUCGGAAGCGACGGGCAACAGAAGCGCAAGUCCAACAAGGCCUCCAAGGCCAAGAACAAAAGUGA